AUGCCUUUGUCUCAGCUGUCGCUGUCGCUCGCGAUCCUGGCCUCCACGGCCGGCACCUACGCCAGCCUGCGCAACCCCAACCCGGAACCGUCGUCCCCGAGGCCGGGCGGCUCGUCCGGGCCGCCGAAGCACGCGGACUCGAUCCGCUGGAUGAACCUCACCCACCGGCACACCCCCAAGCUCGUCCUCCUCCCGAUCGCCUUUCUGUCCUUCCACCUCGCCGCCCUCGCCCUCUACUACCCGGACGUCCCGCCGGCCAUCCUCCGCCACGGCGCCGAGAACGGCCUCAGCGCCGCCCUGACGACCUGGUCGCCCUCGACCGCCCUGCCGCUCGCCCUCAUCUUCGGCGCCGGCAUCCCGCUCCGCCUCGGGCCCUACCGCUCGCUCGGCAAGAACUUCACCUUCCAGCUCUCGCGCCCCGACAAGCUCAAGACCACGGGCAUCUACGCCCACGUCCAGCACCCGAGCUACACGGGCGUCGUCGCCCUCAUGCUGUCCAACGUCGCCCUGCUGGCCCGCCCCGACGGCGUCCUGGCCUGCUGGCUCCCGCCCCCCGUUCACCGCGGCCUGCGCGCCGUCGAGUGGAUCCUCGGCCCCGCCGCCUGCUCCGUCUUCCUGUUGGGCGUGUGGACGAGGGUGCAGGAGGAGGAGCGCAUGCUCAAGGCUGAGUUCGGGGACAAGUGGGAGCGGUGGCACGCCUCGACGGCGCGCUUCAUACCCUACGUUUUAUGA
This is a messenger RNA of Colletotrichum graminicola M1.001, 732 nucleotides long. RefSeq names its product isoprenylcysteine carboxyl methyltransferase. Gene Ontology annotation, biological process: C-terminal protein methylation. NCBI's taxonomy places the organism in Eukaryota, Fungi, Ascomycota, Sordariomycetes, Glomerellales, Glomerellaceae. The record is from RefSeq and is a predicted model, not a curated record. The transcript has a single exon. Gene Ontology annotation, molecular function: protein C-terminal S-isoprenylcysteine carboxyl O-methyltransferase activity. Gene Ontology annotation, cellular component: membrane. Bases 1 to 732 code for a protein of 243 amino acids.